AUGCCUUUCUCUAUGUACUCUUUCGGCCUCAUCGCGGCUCUCACUGCCUUCGUCCAGGCUCUGCCCACCGCUCCCUCCACACCCUCCCUCGAGGACCUGACCUCGACUGGCAACUCUAACCAGGAGGUGCCUGAGAUUCCAGAGAUCCCCGGGCAGCCUUCCUCUGACGACUCCGGUGACUCUGGCUCCAGCUCCGGCUCCAGCUUCAUGGGUGUCGGGUUUAGCAACACAAUCGACCUCGGAAACCUCGAGGAGCUCCCCACCGUCACUACAGACUUCCUCGCCGGCAGCAUCCAGAACUUUGAGACAGAUGAUGAAAGUGAUAGCGACGACGAUGAGGGGGCUUCGAACUAG
Messenger RNA from Aspergillus calidoustus, 354 nucleotides. The record is from the annotation of a GenBank genome assembly. NCBI's taxonomy places the organism in Eukaryota, Fungi, Ascomycota, Eurotiomycetes, Eurotiales, Aspergillaceae.